UUAAAAUUGACAGACUCUUGAAGAGACAUGCAUUGCUUGCACAGUGGAAAAGCUUGAUGUUUAAUUUACUCAUCGAUUAACAAUAAAGUAUUACAAGUGAGAAGAAGUAUUGUAUUGCUGCACUCAACAACAUUAGGCGAAAUUCAGCAUGCAUUGUAACUCUCUUGUUUGAGCGACCAAAUUCUAUCAUUGCAAAGUUUUGUAUGUUUUUGUUUUCAUACACUGUUAUCGCGCAUGCACAUUUACUUGAGUGAUUUCUAUUUAAAUGGUGACAUUCAUGGAAUAUACAAAUGAAACACAUUUUAUUAAUAACAAUUUUACAAUCAGCGAUAGCGAAUAUAGAAAUUCGAAGGCGAGAAGUAUGUCUUUCCUGUGAUAUCUUACAACAAUGUGAACAAGUAGUAUGCAAUAAUGUAUUAAUAAAUGGAACAUUUAUCCCAGACUACGUAAUUGGAUGUGAACUAGCUUGCCUUUUUGGAAAUAUAUCCUGUCAAAAAGAUAAUAAUGGUACACUUACUUGGCUACCAGAAGAUCCAUGUUUACCUUUAAUUAGUACAACAACUUCAGAACCAAAUAAUUCAUUGGCGACAACUACUUACUUUCCGUUUCACGCUGACACACCACAAAUUAACACAACUACUGAUCUAGGUGUCUUAAAUACAACCAUCAUUGAAAUAAACGAAACGGAUAGUGAUUAUGUGAGCACAGAAUCGCCAAGUUAUACCACUGAAGAUAUAAACUAUUUAAAAGGAUGGACAUUAUUCUGGCUUAUUCCUUUGGUACUAAUUAUUACAAUUCCUAUAUUGUUACUCUUUUGUUUGGUUUUAAAUCAUUUUCAAAGGCGUAAACAUCGAGUAGAAUUUCCACUGUCUGAAAAACACAUUUUUGAUAUAAUUGAUCCUUCUACAUCUUCUUGGGGAAAUUUCUCCCAUCCAUAUAAAACAGGGACUCCAAUUGGACAAAAUGGAUAUUAUCGUCAAAAUAGAAAUACUAUUUUUGAAGCAUAUGAUUCACCAAACAAAACAGAUAGAAUUCUUACUAAUUUACACAAAAUAUCAUCACCGAUAUAUACCAAGUUGAAAUUCACUAACAGAAAAUCAAUAUCACCAUGUCCGAAUAGAAGACUUAUAAAUUGGCAAGAAUCAGGUACUUAUGAAUUUGCUAUUCCACCAAGUCCUAAAUCUGCUUCAUCAAUGAAUAUUAGUAAAACGCCGCCGAAUUAUUCUCCAAAAAAAGAAAGAAAUUAUUCACGAAUUCCAUACAAUUUAAACAAUUCUACAUCACAAAUUUUCUCAGGAUCUCCAACUAUUCAUAUAAGAUAUCCUGAAGAAAUGAGAUCAAUUAGUCAAUAUAAUAUAUUAAAUCCUCAAAAAUCAAAUGUACAAGAUAUAUUAUUACCUGAUUAUUACAUUCAAGAUGGUCGAACUACAACAACAUUCAAUCGUCAUGAUAAUCAUUUACAACGGCCAAAAUUAUCUGAUGAUGAUAAUCAAAUCUAUCAAACAGAAGCAUUAAUCAAUUGUGAUGAUAAUGAAUUCAAUAAUGAAGAUACAUUUGAUCAAAUAUCAUCAAUUACUAUGCAACCAACUACUAUUCAACAACCAAUAUCAAAUGUAUCAUUUAAUCAACCUUUUAAUGCAUUUAUUGACUGUGAAAGUCAACAACAAAUAGACCAACUAGAUAUGUAUCAUUCACAAUACAAUGAUUGGACAUUAGAUAAAACAACUAUUCCACGAAUACCUCGUAUUUAAAAUAUUGAAAGCCUUUUUAGAUUUCAUUAUUUUUAACUGUAAUUUUCUUUUUUCUUUUUUUUUUGAUGUUUCACUAUAUGAAGAUCAUGGUAUAUGCAUUGAAUGGAUCAAGGUAAUGAAGUAAAUAAACCGUUUCUUUACAAUCUCUUCUUCUAUUAUUCAAGUAAUUUAUGCGUAUUCUGUAAGUAGAAACAACAAUAUUGGACAAUCAUACAUAUGAAAGAAUAAACAGUAACAAACUAUGUAUAUUGAUAACUUAGGUAAAGAUUUACUUUCAAUAAGAUUUUUUUCUGUUUUUCUCUCAUUGUCGAUUGUUUUAUUACAUUUAAAGUAUUUCGAAGCAAAGCGGUGUCAUUUCUUUGAUUUCUUUAGUAUUUUGAUAAUUCAUUCGGAUGUUUUAAUCUAUAUAGAUAUACUAAUGAUAAUCUUUAUUUCUCAAAGAAAAGUCCUUCUAUUUGAAUAAAUGAUAAAUUGCAAUGAAUAAUUAUUUAUAGACUGAAUAUUAUUCUAGAUUAUUUCUUUUUAUUACGAAUUAAUUAAACCAAACUAUACCGUAUUUGACUACUGUUUAUAAAACUCUAUAACGUUAUGAAUUCAUCAGUAACAACAUAUUUUAUUGGUUAUGUACUUGAAUGACCGACCGUUUACUAUAGGACCAGUUGAAUUGACGAGUUAGCUUGUUGACUUAUUUUGGUUAAUUGUUUUAAGAAUCAGUAACUUAUUUAUCGAAUGAGUCAGUGAUAGUAAAUAAUGAUUGUAUAAUAUCAACAACUCCUCCUGAAGCCCCAGUUGGGUCACUGCCGAUCUCAACCACAGUUAAAGGAAAAGGGUUGGGAAUAGGGGAAACGACUACAUCCUGUAGAAACCUUACUCACCAAAAAAACGCUAAACGGAAAAAAUAAUUCAAACCAUUAAAAAUCUCUGUUCUGAGAGUUAGGUCUUCAUUUAGAAGAGUUAUGAGGCCUCAUGAUGAAAGCCGGGUUCCUUCGAAAGUCAACAGGCCGAUACCCCUUCUGACAACCGGAGCAACAACUUUUAUAGGUACAUGGAAUGUCCGGACAAUGAGGUAGACCGGAAGAGUCUUCCAAAUUACUGCAGAAAUGAG
This is a messenger RNA of Schistosoma rodhaini, 2856 nucleotides long. The record is from the annotation of a GenBank genome assembly. Lineage: Eukaryota; Metazoa; Platyhelminthes; Trematoda; Strigeidida; Schistosomatidae.